AGCUAAGCAGCAAAAAAAAGUCUCCCUUGGUGGUCAGUCUAGAAUUCCUCCCACUUCUUUGAAAACGUUCUUUUGAUGCUAAAUAAUUGUGUCGACAGGAGCACUUCCCGAUUUCACCUGUUACAAUGUCAGCCCAGUCGAGGUGAAUGGUCACUUUCUUGGCGGUUACAAAGGUGUAAGUAAUAAGGAUGCAGUGGUCUCGUUCGAGCGUGUUUUAGACACGGGCGGCGGAGAGAAUCUACCAACAGGAUCCUACACAGUUGACAACAGACCCAGCAAAAACAUAUACGCUGCACGGUACACCAUGUCAUCGACUGCAGGAACAUCUGAGUCCAGGGUUGGCGUCUACAACUGUGUAUUUGACCAACCAUUCACCAACAUUACGACAAUUAUUUUGCCUGAAAGUGGUGAUAUCAUACCACGACUCCCAACUUUGACGACCAGUGUUGGUGAAAAUGUGACAUUGGCAGUGACCUACAGCGUGUCUUCAGACGAUCUACGAUGGAAGCACGACGGUGCUGAUAUAACUGAGUGGAAUGGCCAAUCGUCGGUCAGUCUCUACGAUGUUGCCAUUACCGAUGCUGGCAUCUAUGAAUGCUACCAAGAUGGUCAAUGGGCUGAUCAGAAACACGCAUUGAUGAAGCUGAUUGUGCGAGCAUGUCCGGCAAAUAAAUGGGGCUUGUCGUGUGAGGGCGACUGUCCAGUGUGCCACAAUGGCGGUGUGUGUGACGAGAGCACUGGACGUUGUCUUUGUGCGCCUGGAUUUACCGGCGACUUCUGUGAGAUACUGUUUGGCAAGAACACAUUCGGCCAGGAUUGCGGUAUCGUGUGCGCUGGAAGCAAUAUUGAUGGUUGUCAAGGAAAAUUGAUGUGUCUUCAAGAUCCCUUCGGCUGUACAUGUGCUGCCGGGUUUACAGGAUUCGAUUGCCAAGCACAUUGUCCAGACGGGUACUUUGGAGCUGGCUGUAAGUUCAAUUGCCAUUGUGAUAAUGAUGCAGUGUGCGACAAAGGCAAGGGGACAUGUCCGUCCAACGUCCCUUGCGCAGACGGUUAUAGAGGGGAGAACUGCCAAAAUUCUUGCCCGCUAGGACAAAUUGGAGUCGAUGCCUGCGUCACGUGUCCUGUUCCCGUUACAGUGAAGGAUCUCAUCAUCAGUGUGUCUAGUAACACCAGGCUGCUUACAUGGGAUGUAACGUCCAACAUGUGCCCUGUGAGUAGUUACACUGUGCAAAACCAACUGGUGUAUCGAGACCAGUGUCAACCCGUCUCGGAAACCUUCAUCCAUGUGGAGACCAUCGACGCACAGACAUUUUCUUACGCGUGGGAGGAGCCAGGAGAUGACCCCCGCUAUCUACCCUACUCCACGUACAAGAUCCGUGUGCGAGCGUGGAACGAGGCUGGGCCCGGUGAAUUUGAGAACGUCACUAGUGACGAAUUCACGACGGAUGAAGCACGACCAAGUGCACCACCAGAUAAUGUCACAUCGUUCAAUGUAUCCGAUAACAGUGUGAGCUUCCGAUGGGGUGAAGUACCCUGCGGUAGCAGAGGUGGCGUUGUCACGCAGUACAGGUACCAGCUAUCCUCUACCAACAAUACCGGUGGUGCCGAGAGUGCGUCAUCGAAUGAAAUGUUUGUGCGUAUUGAUGACGAUGUUCUUCCUUGCACCAACUACAGCUUCCAGGUCGCGGCUGUCACCAUGCUAGGUCCAGGGCCGUACAGCAACUUGACGUCUGUGACUACAUCGACCAGAGCGCACGGACCGGUGGAGAAUCUAAGCACUGGCGCAGAUCUAGAAUUGCAACCUGACAAAUUGCAAAUCACGUGGGCCGCACCGGACACAAGCAAAAACCCCUGCACACUAGAAUUCGCAGUAGAGUACGAGUUGAUAACGAGAGACCAGUGUGAGUCGCUCAGCUUACCACAGCGUGUGCGUUAUGGUUUGGGUGGGAAUGAGGGCGUCAUCAUCGGCGGCUUGGAGGCAUACUCGACGUACAAGGUGUAUGUGAGAACGAGCAACGAAGCUGGUGACAGCGAAGAGAAAUCGGUCGAAAGUAUCACACCUCCUGCAGAACCAACAGAAGUCCCUGAGGGUUUUACUUCAAGCAAUGUCACGAAAUACAGCAUUCAACUCAGCUGGGAUGAGAUACCAUGUGGUGACAGAAAUGCGGAGAUUGUGGGAUAUUUGUUGGGCUACAGGGCACUGGAGAAACCGUACGACAAGAUGUUCCAGCCGAGUGCAGCGUUCCUUCCCGUCAAUAACUCGGAAUCUGGCAGGCAGCGAAAUAUGACCGGUUUGGAACCAUCGACGGAGUAUGAGUUUAGAGUUGCUGGAAUCGCAAGGCUUGACACUGACAUUCCUGGACCCUACGCGACCAUUAGGACGUUCACAGCAGCUGAAACAAAUAUUGAGCCGCCGCUAGAGCCCUCUGUUGAUUCCUCAUUAACGACGUCAUCAACCGUCACCAUCAAAUUAACACCACCCUCCGCGUCAACGUACAUCACUGAUUUCCAGAUCGGUGUGCACCUGUUGGGACCGAUAAGCACAGCAUCAUCAGCGCGAGCACCGAGCCGCCAUUACAGACUACGCAGGGCUGUGUCACCUGUAUACGUGACUGCAGAAUUCAGCAAAGACGACCUACCCAGUCAAUUUACCGUGGGUGAUAACGGAACUUACGGGGGAUACCGAAACCUACCUUUGGAGGCUGGUGCUGAAUAUGAAAUAUACUUUGGAUCAGUCAGCCGGACUCCUGACUCGGAGACUGUAGUUUUCGGAGAUGAGCCGCUGAGGGUAAAAGUGAAUGGACGCGACAGCAAAGACUCCAGUGGCCAGCAAGGUGUCCUGGUCGCAGCUGUGCUGGUGCCUUCAAUACUUAUCGUCGUGGUAGCAACUGCUGGAGUCAUGAGAAGACGAACCCGAAAAUCGACGCGGAACACGGACGACUUCCAUUUGGAUUCAGGCAAUAGUAAUGAUCCGAAAGAAAUUCAGAAAGGCACAUACAUUGCGGCAGAGGAGAGCCGUGACUUAGGUCUAUCGAACGAGGCCGCAUCUGUAUCAAGUCUUCCUUCGCAGUCGCCUGUCGUCCCACCCAAACCCAAGCCUGCUGAACGGAAAAGACCAGUGCAACACCAACCUGUGCUUCUAGCUGAUUUUGAAGACUACGUUGGCAAGAAAAAGGCACUCGUGGAUGGCAAUGACAACGGAUUUCUGAAAGAUUACAAAACCUUGCCCGAUGAAAUUCUCCAUCUUUGCUCCGUGGCAAGACAUGAGAAGAACAGGGAGAAAAACCGCUACGCCAACAUUAUUCCUUAUGACGAUUCCCGUGUUGUGCUUGAGAAACUACCCGAUGAACCAUACUCAGAUUACGUGAAUGCAAGCUACAUUGACGGUUUCAGUGAACCGAAGAAGUACAUUGCCAGUCAAGGGCCUAACAAGGUUUCAGUGAAUGACAUGUGGCGCAUGGUUUGGCAGGAGAACACAGCCAAGAUAGUUAUGUUGACUAACCUACAGGAAGGAGUCAAGAGUAAGUGUGCGCAGUACUGGCCGGAUGACACAGCGACCUAUGGGCAGAUGACGAUCAGGUUGAAAGCAGAGGAGACACACGUGGACUACACGAUACGGGACUUCACACUACAGACGGAGGAUCAGUCUGCCAGGAAUGUUCGUCAGUAUCACUUCACAUCAUGGCCUGAUAUGGGUGUGCCCCAUGACCCCAGUAAGGUUGUCAGCUUCGUCAAAAUGGUGAAGGCGUACAAUCCAAAAGACGCAGGACACAUGAUUGUCCAUUGCAGCGCCGGAGUAGGGCGUACGGGAGCAUUCAUCGUGCUUGAUUCAAUGCUGGAUCAGGCGGAGACAGAGGGCCGAGUUGACGUCUGGAAUUUCGUCCGCGGAAUGAGACACAAAAGAAUGAAAAUGAUCCAGACUGCUGCACAGUACGAGUUUAUAUUUGAUGCCUUGCUGGAAGAUUUCAAGUUUGGCGGCACGGCUAUAGAUGAAGACGCCUUCCGCAUCGAACUGGCUGCUCUGAAGAAAGUCAAGAAGACGAGUCGGAUGACUGGCCUUCAAGAACAAUUUGAGAAACUCACCCGUGAUGUCACCAAUGUGAGCUCUGACCAGUGCCAAGGAGGUCGAGAUCCGGAAAACCUUGAUAAAAACAGGUUCCCAGACAAGAUACCAGUGGACCGUUUUAGACCACGUCUGAUGACGGAAGGAGCAGAAGGAAGCACCGACUACAUCAAUGCAUGCUUUCUGAACAGUUACAGUGCUAAAAGUGCCUACAUAGCGACGCAGAUGCCUUUGUCAAGAACCAUUGGUGAUUUGUGGCGCAUGGUUUAUGAUUAUGACUGCACUUGCAUCGUAAUGCUGAACUGCAUGGACGAUAGGGAUUCAAGCUUUGGCCAAUAUUUACCCACUAAGGGUUCUGUAGACUAUCCUCCCCUAGCCGUAAGUCUGGAAUCGGCAGACAAACUGACGAACAACAUUACACUGCGCUACCUGAGGCUAACUAACGCUAAGACCAGGGUGUCCCGUGUAGUAUGCCAUCUCCAGUUAUCCGGUUGGCCUAAUGGAAGGGUACCAGCGUCUCCAGCACCUGUUUUGAAAUUGGCAGAAGCUGCACGGGAAUGGCAGCAUGCCCAUGAGGCAGAAAGGGUCGCCAUUCACUGCGUUGACGGUGAGGGCGCUAGCGGCACAUUCUGCGCACUGCUUAACAUCUUGGAGAAACUGGACGACACGAAUGUCGUUGAUGUCUGUCAUGCAGUGAGGAAACUCAGAGAAGUUCGUCCAGGAAUAGUUCAUUCGUUGGACGAGUAUACAUUCCUCUACCAAGCGGUGCAGGCCUAUCUGGACAAAGACAUCGUGUAUGAAAAUGUUCAACUUGAGGGCUCUACAAAUGUCCGUCUCAUAAGUCAGGUAUAACAACUGCAGGGGUGAAUCGAAAUACCAAGAAACCUAAACUGGAUUUGGUAAAUUCACCUGGAUAAUUCAACACGUGAAAGAAAAAAAAACCCCAAAACCGAGAGAGACAUUUUUCUUCGAAAUUUAGUUUUAACAUUUCGAUGCAUAUUUUAUCAUUGGUUGAGUGUCAAUCUGUGGAAUUAUUAUAUCCUCAAACAUCACCCUUAAAGCAGAUAAUAAUCUUGACAUAGGAUUGUGGAUUAAACUUCUUUCUAAAUGAAAUCAUAUCAACCUAAGGCCAAAAGUUUAAGUGCUCAGUUUCCAGUGUUGCAAAGUGUUUACUCAUAAACGUAACUUGUACUGAGAACAUUGUUCGCUUGACACAAUAUUCCUUGUACACACUUACUUAGAUGUUAGAAACGGCUAAUCAUACGGUAAACCAAUAAGCAUUUCUUAGUAUCAAGAUAUUAAUCAGUGUUGUACUAUUCAAAUUUAGAAUACUCUUCUCAGAUGAAUGAAAAAACAUAUCAAAAUAUCAUAGGUGACUGUUCUGAACAAUAUAGCAACAAUACGCAAAGCUGUGAUCUCCUUGAUAAAGUCUGAGGGUUCUAAUAUUUUUGUGAAAAAUGUUAAAAAAAACUUGGACCAAUACUCAACAAUGCAGCCGGAUCGUAAGAGUAAUGUUCAUUAUCUUGAAGGACCGAUUUUUCCCUUUAAAGUAAGAAUUUUAAUUGGUCCUGGGAUACUCUGCACUACAUCAAAAAAGUGUACUCAAGUCUGUUACAAUUUCUAAAGAGUUUUAUAUCGAAUGUUUAAAUUUUUGUAAAAUUAUGUAUACUUCGCACAAAAUGAUUAGUUUCUAACAUUAAGCAACGCAAAGUUUCCUUUUUUUACUUUUAACUAUGCAGUCAAACCAGUUUGAAUAUUCCUAAAUGAUAUACAAUUAUUUUAAUAUGCAACAUUAUAAAAUCAAUUUCCGACCAUAGAGGGAGACGUUUGUACGAAGAACAAACGCAAGGUGACUGGACGGAAAAUAUUUAAGUUGUAGUUUAGUGCAGUCCAGAUGAGUAUUAUGAAAUAAAGUAGUAUAUUAAAGAUAAGAGUUUCACUUGAUCUUUGGAGUCGUGAAGGAAAACGAGAUGUUGAUAGGUUUUGUGGCUGCAAAUGACGUCUUGGGAAUUUCGCAUUUCUAUUUGGGAAAUACCUGCAAUAAAGCAUGUCUACGUACUCAAAUUUACA
Messenger RNA from Acanthaster planci (crown-of-thorns starfish), 6133 nucleotides. Its product is annotated as receptor-type tyrosine-protein phosphatase T-like. The record is from RefSeq and is a predicted model, not a curated record. NCBI's taxonomy places the organism in Eukaryota, Metazoa, Echinodermata, Asteroidea, Valvatida, Acanthasteridae. Gene Ontology annotation, biological process: protein dephosphorylation. Gene Ontology annotation, molecular function: protein binding; protein tyrosine phosphatase activity.